Molecule: messenger RNA, 4953 nt
Organism: Sinocyclocheilus grahami
Lineage: Eukaryota; Metazoa; Chordata; Actinopteri; Cypriniformes; Cyprinidae
Product: liprin-alpha-2-like
Exons: 29
Coding region: 699-4202 (1167 amino acids)
Biological process (GO): synapse organization
Cellular component (GO): presynaptic active zone
Molecular function (GO): protein binding
Source: RefSeq, a predicted model, not a curated record
ACAGUCAUGUAGUCGCAUGGUGCUGAUGUGAGAAAACCCGAUUUUACGCUGUUUGCACGAGCUGUACGGAGCCACGCCGGGUGGAAAUGAUUUUCGCCGACGACGUGGGAGACGUUUAACCUUCACGUCCACCAGAGGCUCGGUGCAUACAUAUUUGAAAACAUGCUCGAAUGUUUGUGGAGAUAGCGGAAUUGCUGUGUUGCAAGCGGGAAUGAGCUCGUAGAGGGAGGAGCGCUUCGCUCGGUUCGGAGAUGAUGAUGAUGGUGGUGGCAGAGGGAUCUGGAGGAUGCGGCAGACGCGAAUUUCACCGUUUCCUGAAAGGUUGAUGGCAACUGGUGGAUGUUAAAGCGAAGGGCGCCGAGGUUCAAUCAGCUGAAAUCGGAACGCCGUAAUGAGCGUCCAGCGAAAUGCAUUGAGUUCCAAGUCAAACUAGGUGGAAAAUGUCAGAGCGGAAAGGGCCGACAGUCGUGGACCAGAGAGGUCAAGGUGUGUGAUGAAUCUAGACAGGGAUUCAUUCAUUCAUGAUUUCUCUAUGCAGUUAGAGGAAUUAGAGGAUGCAUAUGCAUUUUAAAAUACAUGGACAUGUUUAAUGUGCAUUUAAAUGGCACUAAGUAUUAGUAGUGCGCCUCAAACCUGUAUUAAAAAAAAUAUCAAAGCAAUUUCUAAUUUGGCUUAGACUUCAUAGAACACCGAUCAAUAUGAUGUGUGAAGUGAUGCCAACCAUAAAUGAGGGGGACUCGGUGAGUUCCCAGAGAGGCUCUCAGAACAGCACGGAUGCCGAGUCUAAUUUUGAACAGCUGAUGGUGAAUAUGUUGGAUGAGAGAGAUAAGCUGCUGGAGUCUUUACGGGAGACACAGGAGACCCUCAUCCAGUCGCAGACCAAACUCCAGGAUGUGCUUCACGAGAGAGAUGUGCUUCAGAGACAGCUUAAUUCCGCGCUACCGCAGGAGUUUGCUACCCUGACUAAGGAGCUGAAUUUGUGUCGAGAGCAGCUUCUAGAAAAAGAGGAGGAGAUAUCUGAGCUUAAAGCAGAGAGGAAUAAUACCAGGCUUCUUUUGGAGCACUUAGAGUGUCUGGUGUCACGUCACGAGCGUUCGCUGAGGAUGACUGUGGUGAAGAGGCAGGCUCCUCCACCGUCCGGGGUUUCCAGUGAGGUGGAGGUGCUCAAGGCUCUGAAAUCCCUCUUUGAGCAUCAUAAAGCUCUGGAUGAAAAAGUGCGUGAAAGGUUACGGGUGGCUCUUGAAAGGGUGACUACAUUAGAAGGACAGCUGACAGCCGCCACUCAGGAGGUGGUCAUGUCGAGACAGAGAAAGGAUGGACAAGCGGAUGGGGAUUCUGUGGACAGAAUGGACAGCUCUAAACCUACAUGGAAGAGGCUUCCCAAUGGUUCCAUCGAUGUCCAUGAUGACACCAGCAGGUGUCUGGAGCUGCAGGAACUGUUGGAUAAGGCCAAUAAGGAGCUGGCCCAAAACAGAGAGCGGAUCAGCGGCCUGACCAAUCGCAUGUCUGAGCUAGAGACUGAACUGGCUAUGGCCCGCAAAGACCUAUUGAAGAACGAGGAGCUGAGCACCAAACACCAGAGGGACAUACGGGAGGCGAUGGCACAGAAGGAGGACAUGGAAGAGCGAAUCACAACGUUAGAAAAGCGUUACCUGGCCGCUCAGAGAGAAACCACCUCAAUCCAUGACCUGAACGACAAGCUAGAGAACGAGCUGGCCACCAAGGACUCACUUUACCGACAGGCGGAGGAGCGUCAUGGAAACAUUGAGGAGCGUUUGCGCCAACUGGAGGCCCAGCUAGAAGAGAAGAACCAAGAACUGGGCAGGGCUCGGCAGAGGGAGAAGAUGAACGAGGAGCAUAACAAACGUCUGUCUGACACUGUGGACCGUCUCCUCACCGAGUCCAAUGAACGGCUUCAGCUGCACCUGAAGGAGCGCAUGGCUGCGCUGGAGGACAAGAAUGCACUCAUCCAUGACCUGGAGAAUUCCCAAAAACAACUGGAAGAGUUCCAUCACAACAAGGAGAGGCUUAUUGGUGAGAUUGAGAAGUUACGGGCUGAACUCGAUCAUCUGAAGCGCAGGAGCGGGGCAUUUGGAGACGGAACACAUCCUAGGUCUCAUGUUGGCAGUGCCACAGACCUGCGCUUCUCAGUGGUGGAAGGUCAGGGGGAUCACUACUCCUCCACAGGGGUCAUACGACGGGCUCAGAAAGGUCGACUGGUGGCACUCAGGGAUGAACCCACAAAGAUCCUGCCAAUGGUGGAGCAGGAUUGGGAUCGCUCUCAGCCUUCCAGCUUGCGGGCCAGCCGUACUCACCUGAUGGGAAGCGACACUGAGCUGUCUGACCUGGACGAUGAAGACCGCGAGACCAUAUUCAGCUCAGCCGAUAUGCUGUCCCCCAGCGGGCACUCAGACGCCCAGACGCUUGCCCUCAUGCUACAAGAACAGCUAGAUGCCAUCAAUGAAGAGAUCAGAAUGAUCCAGGUAGAGAGGGAAUCAGCGGAGCUCCGGGCAGAUGAGAUUGAGAGUCGGGUGAACAGCGGCAGCAUGGAUGGCCUCAACGUGACACUGCGGCCACGCUCCUCCAUCCCCACCUCCGUCACCGCCCUUUCUCUGGCCAGUUCAUCACCUCCCGUUAGCGGCCGAUCCACACCCAAACUGACAUCCGGUUCAGCGGCCCACGAAUUGGGCAUCAUGACCUUGCCUAGUGAUUUAAGGAAACAUCGCAGGCGAGUGGCUUCCCCUGUGGAGGCCCGAGAGGACAAGACCACCAUCAAGUGUGAGACGUCGCCCCCUUCCUCCCCCCGCAGUCUCAGACUAGACCAAAUGAACUUCGCUCAGCUAACAGGAAGCCUUGAGGAUGGCCGAGGGGGCAACAAAAAGAAGGGCAUAAAGUCCUCUAUUGGCCGUCUCUUUGGCAAGAAGGAAAAAGCACGUUUAGAUCAGCCUUUGAGCAAGGACGGCCAGGUGACGCCACCUGUCAUUCCAGAUUUCGAGAUGGUCAUUGGAGAUACCAUGACCUUGAGCAAACUGGGCACACAAGCAGAGCGAGACCGCAGGAUGAAGAAAAAACAUGAACUGCUGGAGGAUGCUAGGAGGAAAGGGCUUCCUUUUGCUCAGUGGGAUGGCCCAACUGUGGUCUCCUGGCUCGAGCUGUGGUUGGGCAUGCCAGCUUGGUACGUGGCGGCGUGUCGUGCCAACGUGAAGAGCGGCGCCAUCAUGUCAGCACUAUCAGACACGGAGAUUCAGAGAGAGAUCGGCAUCAGUAACCCACUGCAUCGGUUGAAGCUGAGGCUAGCCAUUCAAGAAAUGGUGUCACUGACGAGUCCGUCAGCUCCCCUCACCUCACACACUUCUUCCGGAAAUGUGUGGGUGACCCACGAGGAGAUGGAAAACAUGGCAUCCUCGACCAAAAUGGAGAAUGAUGAAGGAAGCUGGGCUCAGACACUAGCAUAUGGUGACAUGAACCAUGAGUGGAUUGGGAACGAGUGGCUGCCCAGUCUCGGCCUGCCUCAGUACCGCAGCUACUUCAUGGAGUGCUUAGUGGAUGCUCGUAUGCUGGACCACCUAACUAAGAAAGACCUGCGGACACAUCUCAAGAUGGUGGACAGCUUCCACCGGGCUAGUUUGCAUUAUGGCAUCAUGUGCUUAAAAAGGCUGAACUAUGACAGGAAGGAGCUGGAGCGAAGAAGAGAGGAUUUUCAACAUGACAUCAAAGAUACCCUGGUGUGGACCAAUGAUCACGUGAUGCAGUGGGUUCAGAAUAUCGGUCUGAAAGAGUACAGUAAUAACCUGCUGGAAAGCAGUGUACAUGGAGCUCUCAUUGCCUUGGAUGAGACGUUUGACUUCAGCAGCUUGGCCCUCAUUCUACAGAUCCCCAUGCAGAACACUCAGGCCAGGCAGAUUCUGGAGAGGGAAUUUAAUAACCUCUUAGCAUUGGGAACGGAUCGACGCCUGGAAGAGAGUGACGACAAGUCAUUCCGAAGGUCUCCAUCGUGGCGUAAGCGCUUCAGGCCGAGGGACGGCCAGGGCCUGGGUAUGAUGCCAGGGUCCUUAGAGACUCUUCCCGCUGGCUUCCACCUCAACACCAUGUCCAUUCCCCCCUCUAUGGCUGUACCCAAGAAACAGCUGCAACCAGAAGCAGCCGGUCCCCCGGCCCCGCAGAGACUAGACCCCUCAGCUGUCAGGACUUACUCCUGCUAACUUGCUUUUACUAAUCACUGCACUCACACUAACAGUGCAUUCCCACUACCUGUACGGACAUAUGCUUGCGACCUAUCGAGAAUGAAAUGUGCCAAAAUCUGGGGACACGUUGAAAGGAUGAGGGAAGGGUUAACCUUCCCCUGUCCUGAACAACAACAGAGCUUUCUUGGACACCGUGCAAUAGAGGGGGACAGAAAGAUGAACUCUGAGCGCAUGGAACACAUAGCAGCCGUUAAGGAGAAAUCUCAUCAUAUCAGUCGUUUCCCAGUAAUCCCGGUUAUAUAGUCUUCGUGGUGGUCGUACUUAACUGGUGUACUUGGCCCUGUAGUCUGUCAGUGCUAGUCUGCUCUUUUGGGUGUGCCAUUGGCAUUUUACUGUAUAAGGCUUUCUCCCCUUUGGUUAUGCAAGAUAUUAAUCAACUUCUCUGUAUAUAUGAAAAACAGAAAAUUAUGCUAUUAUGUUUUUUAUGGAAAUAUAUAUCAGACUUGUAUAUGGAGAUGAAUAUAUCAUGAAUUUUAAAGUCUCAGUUGUGACUGUUUCCUGUCGGUUAGACAGCUCCGUCUACUAGAAUGGUGUUGUAAUCAAUGUCUUACACCAGUGAAGACGGGAGAAAUGUGUGUUUGUGUUCACAUCAGCAGUGCUUAUCUACAUAAUUCACUUCCAGGACUUUAAGAUCGUAUAAAGCCAUGAUGCUAAAUACUGUCGAGCAUCAGGGAAAGCAAUAGACUUCAGUUCACUUAGCAUCAGGAGA